Messenger RNA from Leptosomus discolor (cuckoo roller), 908 nucleotides. Lineage: Eukaryota; Metazoa; Chordata; Aves; Leptosomiformes; Leptosomidae. The record is from RefSeq and is a predicted model, not a curated record.
AUGAGUCAUGAAGGUGACUUGUCGUUGUUGUCUUGUUUGUUCUUCUAUCAACUGUUCUACAUUAAACGACUUAAAUAUUUAAUACUUUUCUUUUUUUUUUUCUCUGUUCAUGGAGGAGUCUAUGUAAAAAGAAGUGCCAAAUUUAAUGAAAAAGAAAUGAGAGAGAAGUUACGGGCCCAGAUGAAAGCUGAGACUCCGAUGUAUUUAGUGAUUUUUCCAGAGGGGACUCGUUACAAUCCAGAAAUACCAAAAGUCAUUGCAGAUAGUCAAUCAUUUGCUGAAAAGGAAGGACUCGCUAUAUUAAAGCAUGUGCUAACGCCACGCGUGAAGGCAACUCAUGUAGCCAUUGACACAAUGAAAGACUAUCUGGAUGCAGUGUAUGAUGUGACCGUAGCUUAUGAAGGUACUGUGGACCACAAAGGGCAAAGAAAACUGGCACCAUCUAUGACAGAGUUUCUUUGCAAGGAAUGCCCAAGAGUUCAUAUUUUCAUUGAUCGAAUUGAACUGAAGGACAUUCCAGAAGAGCAGAUGUAUAUGAGAAGGUGGCUUCAUGAACGUUUUGAAAUAAAGGAUAAGUUACUAAUAGAGUUUUACGAUGCAAAGGAUUCCAAAAGAAGAAAUAAGUUCCCUGGGAAAAGCGUUCAUUCCAAGCUAAGCCUCAAGAAAACUUUGCCAUCUUUGCUGUUUUUAGGUGGCCUGACUGCUAGUAUGCUUCUGACAGAAUCUGGAAGGAAACUUUAUGUAAAAACAUGGAUAUAUGGGACUUUAAUUGGCUGCCUGUGGGUUAGCAUUAAACCGUAAGCAGAUGAUAGUCUCCAAUCAGUGAAAUGUGCAGUCUUUUCUUGCACAUUGCACCAAACUUUUUCCUGACUUUAUAGUAAGUGUAAAUAAAAGCCUUAUUGAUCGAA